UUAACAAAAAAUAACUAUCUACAAAAUCAUAUUGAAAUAAAAUAAUAUUUAAACAGUAGUGAUAAAAAACUUAGAUUAUGCUGAAGACGAAUAACAAUUGAAGUACUGAAAAAGUUAAGGGAUUAAUUUGGUGUAACAACAAUUAGCAUGAUGAUGGCCAGUGCGAAGUUGGUGCGGGAGUGCAGCUCGGACCUGAGCUCCGACGUGCGCUCGCUGUCCAUGUCCUCGACGGAGGAGCAGGACUCCACCACCACGGAGUCGGAGUUUUCUGAGGAGGAAAAGGAGUAUGAGCUGGAUGACCUACAAAUCCUUAAAACCAUAGGCACGGGUACAUUCGGACGGGUCUGCUUGUGUCGCGACAAGGCCGCAGACGAGUACUUGGCUAUGAAAAUCCUGUCCAUGGCAGACGUCAUUCGCUUGAAACAAGUGGACCAUGUCAUGAACGAGAAGAACAUCCUCGCGGAGAUCAACCACCCAUUCAUAGUAAAUUUACGGUGGUGGACGCACGAUGACUCUUGUAUUUACAUGCUGUUCGACUACGUUUCUGGUGGAGAGCUGUUCACAUAUCUGAGGAGUGCAGGACGCUUUAGCAAUACUACUGGUAAUUUUUACGCCGCGGAGAUAGUAUCAGCUUUGGAGUAUCUUCACGCGCGGAACAUCGUGUACCGGGACCUAAAACCCGAGAAUCUUCUGCUAGCGAAGGACGGGCAUCUCAAGAUCACGGACUUCGGGUUCGCGAAGAAACUAACGGACCGGACGUGGACGCUCUGCGGUACUCCGGAAUAUUUGGCGCCGGAAAUCAUACAGAGCAAAGGGCAUAAUAAGGCGGUGGACUGGUGGGCUUUAGGCGUGCUCAUUUACGAGAUGCUCGUUGGCUACCCGCCCUUCUACGAUGAGAACCCCUUCGGGAUCUACGAGAAAAUCCUCAACGGACGGGUGGAGUGGCCGCGGCACCUCGACCCCGUUGCGAAGGACAUUAUUAAGAAACUACUAGUACAAGACAGAACUAAGAGACUUGGAAAUAUGAAGUGCGGUUCAGAAGACGUAAAAAGACACAGAUGGUUCAAGAAUAUCGAUUGGGCAGAUGUGUUCAUGAAGAAAAUGCAGCCUCCCAUCAUGCCGACGGUGUCGUAUGAGGGCGACACGUCCAACUUCGACGAGUACACCGAGACGGACUGGAAGGCGGCGCGCGCGCUCGACCCCGACGAAUUGAAGCUUUUCGCCAACUUCUGAUCUCCUGCGCAUAAGCAGUCCAAUGGAAACUUAUAGAAUCCUUGUAGUUUUGGCUACCAUGCAUAGGUAUAUUAAGCAGAUAGUUCCAAGCGGAUAUUGUAGAUUUUCGUUUCCUAAUAGUUUGUAGGUAUGUACUUAAUUUAAGAGCUUAAAAAAGUAUUUACUGAAGUCACAUGUAAAAUUAUAUGGCAGGUAUGAUUUAUUUAUUUAUUUAUUUAAUUAUUUCACAAUAAAUAUUUCGUGGCGAUUAAUUCAUUAUUUUUAGAACAAGAACUACGGCUCUGCAAUACCUAUACAUAUGUAGUAUAAUCUCAUAAGAAAGUAAAUUGUAUAAAUUCGUAUUUUGUAGUUCGUAUGAUUUUUUGGCAAAAUAUGAAGCGAACUAUACUUACUUUAUGGUGAUGUAUUGGACUAUUGGUGUAAACUAUUUUCAUUCAUGAUAUUGUAACUGAUGAAUAUUAAGAAGCUAAUAACAAGAAAUAAUAUGCAUUUAUAAAUUGUUAAACAAAAAAUUGAAUAGCCGUUUUCAAGUUUUAUUUGUUCAUAACUUCCAUUUUGUAUAUUUUUGUAAUGCUGUCUUUAUUUAAGUAGUGUAAGUAGCUGUAUACUGACGCACUGAUAAAUAUUUUGGACGCAAAAAAUACAAUGCAUGUCCAAUUUUAUAACUUUUUUUGGCUAGGCUUAUUUAGCGUGUACCUAAAUAGCAAAGACUUGCAUGCUUUUUCAUACUUGUGUAUAAAUGUGUAGAUAUAUGAAAUUAGUACCUACCUAGUUAAACUAAUGCUGCUAAACUAUAAGUAAUUGAUUGUUAACCUGUUUAUAUUGUGGAUCAAUAUUUUUAGUAACAGGGUUCUACAAUUUAGUGAAAACUCACUUAUAGUAAAAUUAUUCCAAUGCUUGUUUAUUCAAAGAGUAGUUUAGGUAUGUAUCCGUUUAUGAAACCAUCUUCGCUGAGCUGCGAUGUCCAAUGUUUGUGAUUUAAGCUUAAAAUAGGCCUUUAAGUAUGGUAAGUGUAAACUGUAUAAUAUAUUAAGUAUUUAUUUCAAUCUUAUUCUUUGAGUAACUACCAAUGCACCGUUUUUGUGAUAUAACUAAUGUUAUUUAAUGAUCCUGAGUUUAGGCAAUUGAAUUAUUUAAGUCAAAAAUUAUUUAUGGUUUAAAAAAAAUCAAUAGUUAAUAUUACUUUACAUGGUCCUACCUAACUAAAGCGAUUAGGGUGACUGCUAUAGUUAAUGGCCAUCCUCUUCAAUAAGACUUAUAUUCGCUUGUUUCUUUCUGAUUUGUUAGGAGUGGCCAAUAACUAUGUAGCAGUAACCCUGCGCGGCAGCGUGAUCAGGCAAGCAACGCGCCAUAUUAUUUUGUCUCAAAUAAUUACGAUUAUUAACUAAUCUGCAAGGAUUGUACACAGCACGCGUUUUUGAUAAUAAAAUAAUACAGCUCUGUGUAAAAAUAAUAAUUAAAUAUCACUGACAUGACUAGAUCACAAAAUAUCACUAUCAAAAAUUGUCAUGCAUUUAUUGAUUCAUAAUGAAUCCUCUAAAUCAUAAUAUAUUAUUAAUUAUUCGGAUGAGGACCCGAGACCUCUGUACAAGAGUAGGUAUAUAUCACAGGAUAUUUUAUAUAUUAUUAGACAUUUUAUAGUAAGGGCAAUGCUCGAAGUCACCUCAUCGAAGCGAUGUAGGUACUGUUUACGCACGAAGUGCGUGAAUCGCAUUUCCUCAGAUGUACCGACGUGGCUCUAGAGUCUCUCUAAGUUAACUUUGCACCGACUUAAAUAGAACAAAGUCUGGAAAUGUCAUUAUAAACGGCAUAUUUUGAAAGAAAUUUGACAUUGUUGAUGACAUUGACACACUUUGUCAUUGCAAAUGCCAUGCAGAGUUAGCUUGGUUCAACUUAAAGAAGGGAACGAUAAAAAACAUUAUUUAUCCGCAUAAAUGAGUAAAUAUAGAUUUACAUUUCAUGUUCUUUUGUUAUCGUGUAGUUUUUUUAUCGGUAACUGGUCAAAAUUAGCUAGUAGUACUUACCGAAUCAAAAGCACUUAUCUACUACGGUUGCCCAAUGAAGAGUACCUACUUAUUCAAUAAAUUAUAGUUGUGUCUAUUUUGAUAAUCAUUUUAAAUUAUAUACCUAUUUUUUAUACCAAUUGCCUAAGUAGUUGGUUACAGGUUAAAAACUGGAAUAUUGAUGCUAUACCUAUAUAGUUAGGGUCUCUUAUAUCCAAGAUAACUGUCUGUGGAUUAAUCAAAACAAGGUAUACCCAGUAAGAUUGUAUAUCCUAAGAGUCUCUGUGCCGUUAUUUUCCGAGUCGCGGCGUAAUUAAUUUGAAUUCAGGCCAUAUAAUAUUCUCUGUGAUUUCAUUUAGUCGUUAAGUAUAAGAUAAUUAAAAUUAUUACUAACUUAUUUCAGUCAAUCGUCACAGAGGAGUAAUUUCAUGGAAACUUGCCUACUUUUGUAACCGUCAACAGUCUAACUAAGAAACAACAGGGUUGUAAACUAUAAAAUAAAUGUACA
Cydia fagiglandana is the source of this 3744-nucleotide messenger RNA. RefSeq names its product cAMP-dependent protein kinase catalytic subunit 3 (gene Pka-C3). The coding region runs from base 148 to 1233 and encodes 361 amino acids. The record is from RefSeq and is a predicted model, not a curated record. Gene Ontology annotation, cellular component: cytosol; cAMP-dependent protein kinase complex. Gene Ontology annotation, biological process: signal transduction; peptidyl-serine phosphorylation. NCBI's taxonomy places the organism in Eukaryota, Metazoa, Arthropoda, Insecta, Lepidoptera, Tortricidae. Gene Ontology annotation, molecular function: cAMP-dependent protein kinase activity; ATP binding. The transcript is spliced from 7 exons.